Nicotiana tabacum (common tobacco) is the source of this 890-nucleotide messenger RNA. RefSeq lists its product as uncharacterized. The record is from RefSeq and is a predicted model, not a curated record. NCBI's taxonomy places the organism in Eukaryota, Viridiplantae, Streptophyta, Magnoliopsida, Solanales, Solanaceae.
UUAUUUAUUUAAGCAAACUCAUAGCCCAUUGCAUAUUGUGCAACAUUAGUUGUUUUAUCACGUGAAAGAAGCUAAAACCCCAUGAAUUAAGCCGAACUCCAAGUCCCAAGUCCAAUUUCCACACUUAUAUAUAUCAACCCCAUCAACUCCCGUUCCUACCAUAACUACUACUUCAGUCUAAAGACAUAAGAAAAAAAGAAAAACAUUUGUCAUCUCCAGCUUGAGUAGUAGCAAAGAUGGACAGGAGAAACUUGUGCCUAAUAGUAGCUCUCCUCCUCUUAUCCAUCUUUUCACAAGCCACCAUUGCUCAAACCGAAGGCGACGGCACGCAGGAAAAUGCAGUCACUGAAAAUCCUGAUUAUGUUGUGUUGGAUCCAUUGCCAGGUACAGGACAAGAACGAGCUUUCUGCACCGUUCCGGGAGUUUGCUACUACAGAACUCUUACCUGCCCAACAGAGUGCCCACAAAGGAAGCCUAAACAGAACAAAAAGCAGAAAGGAUGCUAUAUUGAUUGCACCAACAAGUGUGAAACAACUUGCAAGUGGAGACUACCUAGGUGUGAUGGUUAUGGUGCUCUAUGCUAUGAUCCAAGAUUUGUGGGUGGCGAUGGGGUGAUGUUCUACUUCCAUGGAGCAAAGGAUACUGACUUUGCCAUUGUCUCAGAUGACAACCUCCACAUUAAUGCACACCUAAUUGGGAUUCGACCAGACGGAAGGAAGCGCGACUUUACAUGGGUUCAAGCAUUGUCUGUCAUGUUUGACGCCCAUACACUAGUCCUAGGAGCAAAGAAAGUGUCACACUGGGAUGACAAGAUUGAUGCUCUUAUCGUGCAUUGGAACGGUGAGACAGUUAAUGUCCCGACAGAUGGAGAUGCUGAAUGGAGUGUUAAA